This is a messenger RNA of Microtus oregoni (creeping vole), 6863 nucleotides long. RefSeq names its product stum, mechanosensory transduction mediator homolog (gene Stum). The record is from RefSeq and is a predicted model, not a curated record. The transcript is spliced from 4 exons. Bases 161 to 580 code for a protein of 139 amino acids. Lineage: Eukaryota; Metazoa; Chordata; Mammalia; Rodentia; Cricetidae.
AGCGCGGGAGGGCGGGCUUCUUCGCCAGCCUUGCAGCAGCACCGGGAGCGCACUGGCCUCCUGAGCAGGGCGCAGAGCGCGCAGUCCAGAGCCGGCAGCCGACCGUCGCCUGCCCUCGUGUCCUGGGCGGCUGUCGGGUUCUUGGAGAGUGCAUCCAGCCAUGGAGCCUUUGCACAAAGACUCCGAGACGGCGGCAGCAGCGGCGGCUGUGGCAGCGGCAGAUCCCCGGGGGGCGUCCAGCGGGGUGGUCGUGCAGGUUCGCGAGAAGAAGGGCCCCCUGCGCGCCGCCAUCCCCUGCAUGCCCUUCCCGGUGGCUGUCAUCUGUCUCUUCCUCAACACUUUCGUGCCGGGAUUGGGUACCUUCGUCUCGGCCUUCACCGUGCUGUGUGGGGCUCGCACUGACCUCCCAGACAGGCAUGUGUGCUGCGUCUUCUGGCUGAAUAUCGCUGCGGCCCUAAUUCAGGUGCUCACGGCCAUCGUUAUGGUGGGCUGGAUCAUGAGCAUCUUCUGGGGCAUGGACAUGGUCAUUCUUGCCAUCUCCCAAGGGUACAAGGAUCAGGGUAUCCCACAGCAGCUGUGAGCCUACAGGACCUGCCAGGGAAAUCCAGGGUCCUGCGAGGGCUGCGCCAGGUGGCUUCGGGCACAAGGACCUUCACAUGUUCUCUUCUGCCGUUUCUCAGAUUGGGGUAGAAAGAGAGUAUUUCAAAAAUAUUAUUUAUUUCGAAAAACACACCUGCUUUUCUCAGCAGGCUCUGAGGCCAGCUUCUCUCUCUGCUCCAGAGGCGCAUGGGAGGAACAGGGUCAGAACUUCAGGACUGGGCUAGCGGCGGGAUACUGACCAAGCACCAGGGACGCUGGGCAUGCCCAUCCGACUGCCCGCUGAACAGGCACCCAAGCCUGUCCAGCUGGGCUGCUGUAGGCCUGUUGGGCUGGGCUGCCGCAGGCCCUGAGCAGGUCAUCAGACACUCUCCCAGGCAUUAGGACUUCAUGGAAUACUUCCGCUGGGUCCUCAUCCCCUCAUUCAGUCAUGUGGUUCCUGCAUCUGCUCUGUGGGCUCCUGGGGGGCAGUAUCAGGGUAGAGAUUGUAAGGUGGCCAGGUGGUAGCCCAGCAUGGAAAGGUUCCUGGGUCCCCACAGGUGUCUGAUGACACCCCAGCCUCUUAGUUGCUGGGUGUGCCUGUGUCCUUUGCUUCCCAGAGGCGAGGGUGGCACCGGCUCCACCUCUGCUAGAGUUCCAGAUGUUGAUAUGCAAAAUGACCAGGUUGAGUUGUGAGCGGCUGUAGACCAGCAGCCUCCUUGGAUGUAUUUACUACUGUUUCUGGUCCCCUCUCCUUCUGACAUCCACGUGUUUUCAAAUCCAGAUGGUUUGGUUUGAGGAAGGUGACGGAAUCCAUUCAUUGUUAUUCCCUAACACCCAAGCUGAGUCUGGGCUUCCCACCCGCCGCCAAGCAAGCGGAUAUCUCUAGAGAGACCCGUGCAGAGUCAGCUGUCUUGAGACCCAUGAAGUGUAAAACGGCCUCGCCUGUUCAGGUCUCCUGAGCAAGUCCUGGGGGACAAUGGAGACUCGUCUGCAUAUGAAGCGUGAGAAGAGUGACCUGGAAUUCAUACAUGCUGCAAGAAGAGGCAGUGUGAGGCUGACCCUAUCGGCACGACUUGCGGACCUUGGUGCCCCAUUAAGCAGCAAGCCUGGGAGUGAUGUGCCAAUACAGGGUUAGAUCCUUAAUGGGAGGAGAAACCAACAGAAGGUUUUCGGGCACCAGUCUGAAAUUAAGAGAAGGCGAUCCAGAAUUACAGUGAUGACACGGCUAUUUGUAUCCCUCUUCAUUCCCAUGCUAACGUAGGAAGCGCUAACGUGUGGGACAGGCCCAGAGCUCAGUUCCCAGCCGCACUGGCCUAGAGCCAUCCACGGGUCCCUCUUGGAGAAUCUUUCCCUAUCUAGCCGAGGCUCUGUCACAGCACGGCCAGGGCUAAAGAAAGCUGCCCACUUUCUGCCUUGGUGGAUGGGGGCUCCUGGGAAGCAGCUCCCAUUUCCCUGGGGCUCCAGCCCCCUACCAGACUUCUUAAUUGCAGUCUUUGGGAGCAGACCUCCAAACUGGACAGCCCUUGACACCAUGAAGAGAUGUAAUCUGUGGCGUCCUCACUCCGGGCUCUGACUCUGGACCAGUUUGCCUGUCCUACCCUGUAUUAGUUUCUUCCAGGGCUCUGUGGGAUCAAGUCGCACCCUUGAUCCUGUAUCUUCCAUGUUUACUUCUGUUGCUUCUGUGUGUCUGCAGGCCCUGUCUUGGGCUACCACUCUGGCAGAUCACUGCUCUCAAGGGAGCUACAUCAGGUAGCAAAGCUGUACAGAUAUCCACGACACAGGGAAAUGAAUGGUCGAGCCCUCCCGUGCUGCCAGGCCACAGCCCUUUACUCGCCCCCCCCCCCCCCCAUAACCAGUGAUGACAGCCCUUGGCAAGAGCGGCCCCCAGAGUGAGGGAGAAGUCUAUUUGCCUGGUUUGGACUGGGGGUGGCUACUGGGGGAGUUGAGAAGAGAUAGCAAUUUGUAUCUCUUGUUUAGUGACAUGAGCCAGCCUCGAGUGGGACUUUUCUGAGUGACAAGUGUCACCGUGAAUUCCACUGUGGGAUGGCUUAAUACAGGGGUUUUCAAGCUUGGAAAGUUGUCUCCUUAGCACCCCCCUCUCCAGGUGGCUGAUGUGGGUAGACUUAGGAGCCCUCAGAAUAGUGCUACAAAUAGCAGCCCCCUGGUGAGGCCUAACUUUACCAUAAUUGUUCUCAGACAGUGGACAGGGGCUAAUUCCCUCCACAGUCCAAGCUGACCACUGGAUCUAGGUGACCAGAGUUCAUUUACCACCAGAGAUCUAGGGAGCAAGGCCAUCAAGCCAUAAAGUGCUUAGGGGCCACAGGUCCUUUAGUGACAAAGCCCCUAGAUGGCCUAGCUCAGGGCUCCUGUCCCAACCUUGGGAAAGAAUUCAGAAGCAUAUUCUCUGGCUAUGAGUGCCAGGAGCAGAAAUCACAGGCACACAGAGAGCAUCCUGGUGUGUGAGACAUGGCCAGGACAUCAUGGUCAGUGUGGCCAUUUUUCCCCCCACCCUGGGACCCCGGAACAAGAAUGAGGCACCAGGUAGCCUGAGUGUCCUAGCUUCAUUUUGCCGCUGGGAUAAAAUAUGGGGACAAGAAAGCAACAUGCAGGAGGGAAGGGGAUCUUUCUGCUGCUGGCCUUGAUUUCCUUUUUUGCUUCUGCAUGUGAUACACAGUCUAUCACCGCAGAGUCGGGGAGCAGCUAGCCACACGCCCACAGUCAGCAGCACAGAGAGAGGAGGCAUCCGCGCUGUUUGCUCUUUUCACACCUCAGCUAGUUUUUUGUAAACUUACAAAGCCCAGGUCCAUGAAAUGGUGCCACCCACAGUCAGGGUGGUUGUUAACUUCAACUAACAAUUUCAAUUAACAACUAAGAAUUGCUCAGUUAACAAUUAAGAUAAUCCUCCCCAGACAUGCCCACAGGCCAGUCUGAUCUAAAUAAUUUCUCAUUAGGACAUUUCCAGGGUGAUCUAGAUUUUGUCAAGCUAAAAUCAAGCAGUGGUGUGUAGUGUGUUGUGGAGAUCACGGGGGACCCCGGACUGUGGCCCCCAUGGCAUUAGCCACUCCCAGUUUCAGACUGACCAAACUGCUGCCCUUUCCUGGAUCAACCCUCCAGCAGUACUGGAGAGAAGAGAAGGAUGUGACAGGGACUUGGUCUGCCCCCAGGCCCCAGACCUGCCUCCAGGCCCCAGCAAACAGUCUCCACAGUAGGCCUGGCCCAGGUGUUGCCCAGAGCGGUUCAUCUUAGCUGUUCUUUGAGCCGCCUGCAGGGAGGGGUUUAGUUAAAUGUUCCCGUGGAGAGCAGAGACUCUCCCCCAGACACACACCCCUCAGGAGUCACAGGGAGGGAUAAUGAACCUCUUCAGAAGGCUGGGGUAGUGUUUCCCCCUCUGCCUUCCUGAAUUUUUGACCUCAUCUGCCCUCAAAGCCAUGCCUCCUGGCUUCCACGCACCCCUUAUGGAGGGUGGAAGCCGAUGGCAGCUGGCACAGUUGGUGCUGGGAGCUGCCUGGUUCAUGGGAUCCAGUUCCUACGUUCCCUCAUAGGACCAAGGCUGCACUGAUGCAUGAUAAAAUUGUGGGGUGUAGGAGGCUGGGGGCUGGGGAGCAGAGAGGAGAACUCAGCUAAAGGAGACGCAGAAAAUAAACCACAUGGCUACAGUGUUCCCUAGACAGAAAAGGAUCUAGAUGUUCCAAAGAAAAAUCAUGUGUACAUCUCAAAUGCUGGGCUUAAGGCUAGCACACAGUGGCUGAAACCCAAGACCAGGAAAAUCCCCCCAAAGGUCUAAGGCUCCUGAAAGCAGAAUGAUAGUGGGCCUUUUACCUCAAGAUGCAAAACACACUUACCUUUCUCUAAGCCCUCUUUAGCUGCUCUCUUCCUUGCUGGUCCGGGCGGAUGGCGACCUUCACACAUGCCUCCAGCUUAUGUGAGGUGGGAGCAGGCUUUCCAGUCUUUAGUGAUGUGUAUCACUGUUAGAGACCUGCAUGAAGAAAGCAUGGGCCAUGCUGGGGAGCCAGAAAGGCGGCGCAUUGGCAACCGCUCUCUUCUGGUCUUUCUCACACCGGCUGGAUCAUGUUCUAACUGCAUUGUAGGGGUCAGAGGGGAGCUUUGGGAAACCCCCAACUUCACCAGUCAUGGCUUCCCAGAGGCUGGCCUUCUCUGUGGUUUAUAGAACUAACUGUAGCCACUUGGUCACUUAGUCCCGGGCAGAAGUGUGCCCGAUGCAGACCAAGGUUUCCCCCUAGUGGCGGCAGGAAGCCAGGACACAUCUAUGGGCCUGGGGGUGGGGUCCACUGGCCCUGCUAUGGGGUUCCGCAGUUGGCAAAUGUUCCUUCAGUGCUAAAAAUGCUCAGGUCCUGAGCUCAGAUGAAAGACGCCCUCCAGGCCACACCCCUGCAGUACCCAGCUUCCAUCAGUGACAGCAAAGUGGGAGAGACCCUUUCUUCAAGGACCAGCUGCACGAUAUCUUUCGGGAGAGUUCUGUGCCGAGGUUGUAGGGGACCUGGAGAUGAUCUUGGGCAGCGGCAGGGACAUAGUGCUGUGAAGAGGCCAGCAGAGUGCUGAGGGAAAGGUUCAGAGCUUGCAGUCUUCCUUUUCUUCCUGUCAGCCUUUGAGAGCUUCUGAAUGUUCCUGAGUUCGCGGAGGUGUGAUUUCACUCAGAGCAUGACCUAGCCUCAAUCCCAUGAUGCAUCACGACAGAAUGGAUCCCAAUUAGAGUGGUCCCAAGUACCCUCCAUGUCCACGACAGUAUAGGAAUAAAGCCAGUCCUUCAUUUCCCAACAGUCCUGACAAAGCCAGGGGUUUAGAGAAUGCAGACCCAUCCACCCAGGCGGGGUGGCAUGUGGACCUCACUAUUCCAAAAGGCUGGCAGCCCCAGAGUUGGGAGAGUCGAUUCCUCCUGGCAAAACGAACACUGGUCGGUCCAGCAUGCUCCAACCCCCUUCUACACCCCACCCCGUCCCAGGGCAAGUGACCUUUCCUGGGGAGACCCAGAGAAGUGCCUCUUUGCCCCCAGACAGGUCACCAAAGGUCUAAAGAAAUGAUUCCACCAACGUUAAGUCUGGGACCUAGUGAGUUUAUGGGGUUACUUACUGGAGCAUGGAUGACUCUUGGUAAGCUAUGUCACAGAAGCCCUACCCCAGCAUGGCAGACCACUCAAGAAAGCUGUGUCACCACUGUCCUCAUCCCAAUCAGUCACACGUCCCCAGCCGCAUCCCCUAUGCACACCGGUUCCUCUCUCUUAUGGGGUCUUUGGGUUCAGGAUCCCCACUGCACCAAAUCCAGAUCCACUGAAGUACCGGGGUCCAAGAGUGGUCCGAUGUGGGAGGGGCAAGGAGGGUGCGGUGCCGCCUUCCUGGGGGCCUUUCUCGGGUUUCAGACAGCACUUUGAUUUUCUGAACUUCUCCUGCACUGCCUGUCCCAGCCCAGGAGCGAGCAAGGAAUAGAGGAGGAGGAAAGUUUUGAUCGGGGAGAAGCCAUGAUGGGGCUUGUGACUAACUUCUGCAGGCUUCCAUGGAGCCGAAGCCGGCUGUCCUCACAAGCGGUAUUCCAUGGAGCCGAAGCUGGCCGUCUGCACAGGCACAGCUGAACACUGUCGCACAGGCUCUUUUGUUUUCAGCAACACGUGGAGACCCUGGCUGUAUCACUGAAUUUUGGGCACGUGUUGUGUUGUGAAUUACUGCUUUGGUGUCGCUGUUGGCUUCGUUUGGAUCUCUUGUCUCUGUUAGAUUAACUGCUGUACAUUUUCAUGUUCUCUGACUAGUUCCAGGGCCUUUUUUCCUUACUCACGGGGUGCCCACGUGCCCCAGUCCAGCCAGGGGGGCGGGGCGGCAUUGCCAGCCCAUUCCAAAGAUUGGAGACUACUUGAAAUAGCUCAGCCCUAGGGAAGAUUCCAGACUGCCUGGCUUUGCAAACUGGGGCCCAGAUCUGACUUUGGCUAAAUUUUGCUGGUGUCCUCAGGCUUGACAGGGUGGCUUUGGCGCAGGCUCCCGCAGGGCCCCACAGGAGCAGAGCGGGGCUCCUGCUUCUCCAGCUUCCCAACAGCUUUGAACCCCAGCUUUCCGGUAGUGCUGCUUACAUGUGAUGGAGAAUCUCCCACAGCAACAAAGCCCGUGUACAUAUCUCCAUAUACAUAUGUGUACAUACACACGCGGUCCUGUUAUAAAUACACAAAGCAUGGCUUUUCUUCGGCAUUCUAAUUCUUUUUUUUUUAAUCCUUGGGAAUAUGGUUUUGGAAACAUUGUCUUCCUUUUCCUCUUUUCUAUGUAAUAAACAUUCAUGUGACCUUU